AUGAGGGCAGAAGAAGGCUUUCAAUUCGAACGCUUUCGCGUAGCUUCGCCGUGGUCCUCGGACCCAGCCUUGCGACUCACGAUCCUCCGCCUCUUCUCCAGCGGUAGACAUGCUCUCCGCACCGCCGAGAUUCAACGUCUUUUCGACAAACUCACUGACUACGCCAAUAAAGUCCAAGGCGAGUAUGCUGACAUCGCUGCCACACUCGACACGCAACAGCACGAGCCUACGUUGGUCCAGUACGAUGCUUGGGGUCAACGAGUGGACAAGCUCGUCACAGGUGAAGGCUGGAAGCGACUCAAAGGUGUAGCUGCUCAAGACGCUAUUGUCGCCGAAUCAUACUCUCGACCUGAGGCUACAAGCGGUGGUGGAAGGGCAAGGCUGGGACAGCAUGCUCGACUCUUUGCCUUUACGAGAUCCGUCAUGUUUGCUCCCGUGUCGAAAGUCGUGCUCUGUCCGGUCAGCAUGACUGACGGCGCGGUGCGAGUGCUCGAGCUGUUCGGCACUGAGAAGCAAAAGCGGGAGAAUAUUCCCAGACUGUGCAGUACAGAUCCGAUCACGGCUUGGACAGCGGGCCAAUGGAUGACUGAGCGUCCAGGUGGAUCAGACGUCUCUCGUACAGAAACGGUGGCCAGGCCCGUCAAUGCGCACAAGAAACCCGAAGCUGGCGACCAGUUCGUCAUCAGUGGUUUCAAGUGGUUCUCUUCCGCUACGGAUGGCGAUAUCGCACUGGCACUUGCGCGUACCAACGACGAUUUGCAGCUAGGUUCUAGAGGCCUCUCACUGUUCCUCAUCAAAAUUCGCGACGACAAGACGGGCAAACUCAACGGUAUCCGCGUGCACAGGCUGAAACGAAAGCUGGGAACAAAAUAUUUACCCACCGCUGAGCUCGAGUUGGACGGUUGCAUCGGCGAGCUGGUCGGCGAGAUCGGUCGUGGAGUAGCCACCAUUUCUUCAGUGCUCAACAUUACUCGGCUGUACUCUGCCGGUGGAGCGGUGGGCGCACUUUCGUGGGGUUUGCGCUCAGCGACGGCGUAUGCACAGAUCCGACCCGCGCUGGGAGGGGGUAAGCUCGAAAAACUUCCGCUGCACACGGACCAAUUGUUGAAGGUCACCGUGACGUACCGCGUAUUUUUGCAGAUCUUCUUCUCCAAUGUGCUUCUGAUGGGUGCUAGCGAGUCUGGACAGGCGAGCAAGCGCGAUCAGACUCGAUUGCGAUUGCUGACACCUGCGCUCAAGGCGUUCAUCGCCACACGUGCGUCUGAAUCCUACCUGACGCUCAUCGAGUCCUUCGGCGGACAAGGAUACAUGGAGGAAGUGGGCAUGGCCGAGAUGCUGCGCGAUUGCACCGUCGAACGUAUCUGGGAAGGUACGCCUGCCAUACUCUCGCUCGACGUACUGCGCGUUCUCGUCCAAUCCAAGGGUCAAGCUCUCGUCGAAUUCUUCCAAGACAUCGGCAACAUCCUCGCUUCUCUUCCAUCGAAACUCUCGCAAGAUCUGUCAGCUGAAAUCAGCUUCCUCGGCAAUGUGGUACGUCGAACCGCAUCCAUCUUGACUAACCUCGAUCUGGAACGCCACAUGAAAUCCACUGAUCUCCGAUUCAGCAGGUACCUCUUAGACCUCAUUAUGGCAAUACAAGGAUCAGCGCUGUUGCUCCAACACGCAGCGUGGAAACUGGACACGCUGGCGGCAAGCCAGGAACUGCAAAAGUUGGCCGGGGUCGAGGUGAAUGAGCUCGAGAUGCAGCAGGAUGUAUAUCUGAUCAGGCUGUGGAUUGGUGGGGCGGGUAAUGACGGUGGAGCCGCGGGUUUCGCCGACCUCGCUAGAUUGUCGAGCCAGUUAGAGGCGAGUACGACACAGGCUGUGAAGGGUGAGGAUGCGGUGCAGCUGGGCCAUGCGUUGGUCUACUCCUGGACUCAGGGAAGCGGUGACGUGAAAAGCCACUUGUAG
Mycosarcoma maydis (corn smut) is the source of this 1950-nucleotide messenger RNA. RefSeq lists its product as uncharacterized. Lineage: Eukaryota; Fungi; Basidiomycota; Ustilaginomycetes; Ustilaginales. The record is from RefSeq and is a predicted model, not a curated record. The coding region runs from base 1 to 1950 and encodes 649 amino acids. The transcript has a single exon. Gene Ontology annotation, molecular function: oxidoreductase activity, acting on the CH-CH group of donors.